Molecule: messenger RNA, 1530 nt
Organism: Sinocyclocheilus grahami
Lineage: Eukaryota; Metazoa; Chordata; Actinopteri; Cypriniformes; Cyprinidae
Exons: 6
Coding region: 1-720 (239 amino acids)
Source: RefSeq, a predicted model, not a curated record
AUGGCCAGCACUGUUUCAACCUUCUCAAGUGUGUCUGGUGCAGACAGAGUCUCAGUGUCAGUGAUGGAGGGAGAUUCAGUCAUUCUACACACUGGGGUUCAAACAAACCAACAAGAAAAGAUUAAGUGGUAUUUUCAGGUCACUUGCAUCGCUCGAAUCAAUGGAGAUCUCAGUAAGACCUGUACAGAUGUUCAGUGUAAUGAAGGCACUGAGAGAUUCAGAGGCAGACUGAAGCUGGAUCAUCAGACUGGAUCUCUGACCAUCAUGAACAUCAACACCACACACUCUGGAGAAUAUACACUAGAGGUCAUCAGAGGUAACAACAAGGAAACGAUCUUCAGUGUUAAUGUCAUUGGUGCUGCUGAACGAGAUGAAAUAUAUGUGAAGGCGGGAGAAAAUGUUACUUUAGAUCCUGCUGUACUAAAAAACCCAAUUCAUUUGAUGACGUGGCAUUUUAAUAACAUAAGCAUCGCUGAAAUCACUGAAGAUCAGUCUAAGAUCAGUACAGAUGAUCAGGUUAAUAAUAGAUUCAGAGGCAGACUGGAGGUGAAUCAGACUGGAUCUCUCACCAUAACAAACACCAGAAGUGAAGACUCUGGAGUCUAUAAACUACAGACCAACAGCAGCAGAUUCAGCAUCGUUAGGAGCUUCAGAGUUACCAUCACUGGUCCGCCUUCAGGAAUACGCAUCACUGUUUUCCAAUGCAGGAGCCUUACAUAGGGAGACAAGGUGAAAAAUAAGCUCGGGGAUCUGUCAAAAGUGCAAGGAUGAGGAAAACGUCACAAGACCCGACAGGAUCAUAACCGGAUCGUGUAUCUGCAGAAUGAUUCCCAUCACCGUAUAUCAGCAGCACACUUUGUUCCACUUUAACCUGGAAUAAUAUUUACAUUUAUCAUUUAUAGCAUGCUUAUUAUAAUAAGUGCCUUGGUUUCUGGUUAUGGAUUGGUGAAGUGCUUGUGGAAGGGAUGUGUUUUCAGCUGAUUCUUGAAGGUUGAGAUGUUCUCAUCAGAUCAGAUGAAGGUUGAAUGUUUCUGGAGUGAAGCUUCUGAAAGAAACUCAUUGUGAUGGAACCACUAGGAGGCGCUUAUUCACUGUUAAACUUUCUCUAUACAUUUGUAUUCAAUCCUACUUUUACCAUUCAGUCGUCUAGAUAAAUUCAAAGAACAAAUGCUUUAUGACAAUAAACUGGAAACACUCAAUCCAUCAUUAAGCUUGAGCUUACACAGAUCUAAAAGUGUAUCAAACCUUUAAAACAAACUUACCAUGCGUUCUCAGGACAGUCAAUAUCAUCAUUAAUUUCCAUUUAAUAUGAAGAAGAUCUGUACUACUCAUAUUGUACUGUGAGUUUUUACUUGAUUUGUCUUGCACACUUCAUCAAUGUACUGUAUUUGCACACUACAAUGUGCAAAGUGUGAAAUAAUUCAUACGCAUUGUUUUGCUUCAAAACAAACUUUGUAUGAUUGUGAUUCAGCACAGAACUGGAGAGUUUGGUUCAAAAGAACUUAUUUGAAAUCUUUAAGAUGAAAAUUA